AGACUUUCUUUUAGGCCAUGGGUUUGAAAAUUUUAGUAGGUGUGAAGCGAGCUAUCGACUAUGCUGUUAAGAUCCGAGUACGCCCUGAUAAACUCGGAGUUGUCACCGAGGGAAUCAAACACAGCAUGAAUCCGUUUGACGAAAUAGCCGUUGAAGAGGCUAUAAGGUUAAAAGAAAAGAAAAAAGCUGACGAGAUUAUUGCGUUCAGCUGUGGCCCUCCCCAAUCACAAGAGACGCUCAGAACAGCUUUAGCAAUGGGAGUCGAUAAAGCAAUUCAUGUUGAGGUAGAUCAAGCAACUCAUGAGGCAAUUUCACCGUUACACGUUUCCAAAAUGAUUGCUAAGCUAGUAGCCGAGCACAGUAUCGAUCUAGUUCUUCUGGGAAAACAGGCAAUUGAUGGAGACAACGCCCAAACUGGUCAAAUGACUGCUGGACUACUCGGCUGGCCCCAAGCCACUUUCGCCUCAGAGCUGCAUUUGAGUGACUCCAACUCAGAAGCGCAAGUGGUGCGGGAGGUGGACGGCGGUCUGCAGACUAUCAAAGUGAAAUUACCCGCCGUGAUCACUGCUGAUCUACGACUGAACGAGCCAAGGUAUGCGACACUACCCAACAUCAUGAAAGCCAAGAAGAAACCGUUGACCAAAUUAUCUCCCGCUGACCUGGGAGUAGAUAUGACCCCCAGAAUACAGGUGCUAUCAGUGGAAGACCCCCCAGUUAGAGAAGCAGGCCAAACAGUACCCGAUGUGAGCACCCUUGUUGAAAAACUAAAGGGAGCCGGGGUGAUCUAAUUUCAAAGUGAUGUCACUCUUUUCAGCUCAGUGGAAGUAAACAGAAUUGCACAAUUCAUCAUUUUACAUGACGUGUUUUGCCGAUCCACGCUUUUGAUAUAUGGUUACAUGAAGGUCGUCCAUCAUGUCAUGACAUAAGAUGAUAAAUUGGUUUAUAA
Molecule: messenger RNA, 946 nt
Organism: Symsagittifera roscoffensis
Lineage: Eukaryota; Metazoa; Xenacoelomorpha; Acoela; Convolutidae
Product: electron transfer flavoprotein subunit beta-like
Exons: 4
Coding region: 18-788 (256 amino acids)
Biological process (GO): fatty acid beta-oxidation using acyl-CoA dehydrogenase; amino acid catabolic process
Cellular component (GO): mitochondrion
Molecular function (GO): electron transfer activity
Source: RefSeq, a predicted model, not a curated record